ACUACACAUCACAACAUGUCUUCUCCCAGCUACCAUCAACACUCUUGUGGUUUGUUGGAAGACUCUGAAGAGAUACCCAAAGAUCAAUUUACUAGAUUGGUUAUUCAAGCUAUUCAAAGCUUAGGUUAUCCUUCAGUUUCGAAACAGUUGGAAGAGCAAAGUGGAUUAUGUGCUCUGAAUGGACAAGUAGCAGAGUUUUGUGAGUGUAUCUUUUCUGGUGAGUGGUCGAGAGCCGCACAACAUGUGUCUCAUCUAGGAUUGGAAGAUGUGCAAGCACUUGAUAAAGUAAGAUUCCUCAUCUAUGAACAACAAUAUUUGGAGACAUUGGAGAACGGGGAAGUAGAAAGCGCUCUUCACUGUUUACGUUCGCAAGUCACUCCAUUAUGCAGUGAUAUGAAAAGGUUACAACGACUAACAUCUUUAGUCAUGUGCAAAAGUUCGGAAGACCUGAGAAAGCAGUGUGCUUGGAACACUACUGGUCCUAGUAGGAGACGACAAUUGCUAGAAGAAAUUCAACGUUAUAUUCCUCCUUGGAUACUCCCACCACAAAGAAGAUUGCAAGGCUUGGUUAAGCAAGCACUGGAAGCGCAAAAGAAACAAUCUUUUUAUCCAUAUUGUACACCGCCACAACCAAGUUUAUUAGAAGAUUUGAAAUACUGUCCAGAAAAAGUCCCCCAUUUAGCAUAUGCAACUCUUCGAGGACACAAGGAUGAAGUUUGGUUUGUUGCUUUUUCUCAUUCGGGUCGUUACUUGGCGUCCUUAUCAAAAGAUCGAAUCGUAUUGAUAUGGCGUUUGGAUUGUCUGGACAAGUAUAGUGAUGAGCAAGUUUCUUUUGCAGCAGAACAGUUGAUUGACUCUACAGUUCAAUCUAUGCCAUCUCAUUUGACCGAAACCUUAGAUUCUGGUUAUACCAAUGGCUUAGUUCAUUCCGUGAAUGGAGAGCAACCAGAGUCGAAUACUGGAAGAAUGGAUCAUUCAGUAAAAGGUUACAUAGAAGGAGAACGAGUAGUUUGGUUAUUAAAUGGUCAUGAAGACGAUAUUACAUUUUUAGCUUGGAGCCCAGAUGAUUGUUAUUUGGCAACAUGUAGCAAUGAUCAUACGGUUUUGGUUUGGGAAGUUUUUAGUGGUCAGUGUAAAUGGAAGCUGAGUGAUCAUAAGGAAAUUGUUUCUUCUUGUGCUUGGUUAUCGAAUGGUUGUCGUUUAGUUACGAGUGGUCCAGAUGAAUAUAUUUAUGAGUACGAUUUGUUGAGUGAACAUCCCACCUCUCCAGUAUGUUUUUAUAGAAGCAAGAAGACUGCUGAUUUGGUAGUUACUCCUGAUGAUAGUAAAAUUAUAGCAGUUGCUGAAAGAUAUAUUCAGAUAUUCGAUCGCAGCACCCAGUUAGAAGUGGCUUCGCUAUUAGAAAUUGCUUCCAUUACUUCGUUGAGUUUAUCCAAAGAUGGAAAUUAUUUACUAGUCAAUAUGUCCAUGAGAAGUGCUUCCAAUUAUUCCGAUGGAGAAGCAGAAAUUCAUUUGUGGGAUUUAACCAAGCGGAAAGUCAUUCAAGACUAUCGUGGUCAGAGACAAAUCAAUUUUGUGAUUCGAUCAACAUUUGGUGGACAAGGUGAAGUAUUCGUUGUCAGUGGAAGUGAAGAUACCAGUGUAUAUGUAUGGUUUAGAGAUUCUGGAGAUUUGGUAUAUCGUUUGGAUGGUCAUCAUGCUACUGUCAGUUGUGUUGAUUGGAAUCCUAAGGAUCCUUUUCUGUUUGCUUCAGCCAGCGAUGAUCAUUCCAUAAUUCUGUGGUCUAAUAGGGAACGGCUUGACCAAAGAUACAAUAAUAUUAUUCAAUGAGAGAAAUAAGAAUUUUUGGCUAAACAGAUUAUACAAAGCUUAAAGAAUGUAUUGAACUGUGUUGGAAAAAUGAUAAACCCAUUUGAUUGGAU
Messenger RNA from Galdieria sulphuraria, 1922 nucleotides. RefSeq names its product transducin family protein / WD-40 repeat family protein. The transcript has a single exon. Lineage: Eukaryota; Rhodophyta; Bangiophyceae; Galdieriales; Galdieriaceae. Gene Ontology annotation, molecular function: protein binding. The record is from RefSeq and is a predicted model, not a curated record. The coding region runs from base 16 to 1830 and encodes 604 amino acids.